AUGAACAACCCUGAGCCCAACUAUUUGCUCAACUUGAACAAGUACACAACGAAGACCGCUGAGGCUCUCGCUAAGUACACUGGUCUUAUUCCUGGUGGUGGCAUAGCCGUAUCAGUUCACAGUCGCCGCGCACCUAAGCCUAGCGAGAAAUCCGUGUUUGGCGCCCGAGUUGACCAUCUCAUUCUUGAGCUCGUUGCUAUGACUGGGGUGAAAGAUCUUGAGCUCAAGGGAGAAGAAUGGGCACGGGGUCUCUUUCAAGAACUCAGAGAAGCCGGCACAGACAACGAGAAGAUAUAUGGAUCGUAUUAG
This is a messenger RNA of Xylaria bambusicola, 309 nucleotides long. RefSeq lists its product as uncharacterized. The record is from RefSeq and is a predicted model, not a curated record. The coding region runs from base 1 to 309 and encodes 102 amino acids. The transcript has 2 exons. Lineage: Eukaryota; Fungi; Ascomycota; Sordariomycetes; Xylariales; Xylariaceae.